Messenger RNA from Esox lucius (northern pike), 5772 nucleotides. RefSeq names its product F-box protein 38 (gene fbxo38). NCBI's taxonomy places the organism in Eukaryota, Metazoa, Chordata, Actinopteri, Esociformes, Esocidae. Gene Ontology annotation, cellular component: nucleus; cytoplasm. The record is from RefSeq and is a predicted model, not a curated record. Gene Ontology annotation, molecular function: protein binding. The transcript is spliced from 21 exons. The coding region runs from base 542 to 4000 and encodes 1152 amino acids. Gene Ontology annotation, biological process: protein K48-linked ubiquitination; SCF-dependent proteasomal ubiquitin-dependent protein catabolic process.
GUUUCUGAAUAUCUCAGUGCAAAAAAAUAGAUGCGAAAUCAUCUUUCAGGUUCUCUGUUUAUCGGACCUCCUGCCAUCCUGUUGACAGAUAGAGGAGCCCAGACCAAAUCCUCAAACAAGGGUUGGUUUACACAGAACCACUGGAUAACUGAAAAGGUGUUUCGGAGUAUGCCACUGCCAUAAAAGGCUUUAAAUUACUUCCACGGGUGUCGGGUGGGGAUGUUGCUAGCCACCUAGCUAAUAGUACAGUCUUUUUUUGCAGCUACUGUAGCUAAUCAGCUGCCUGAGUGCAUUUGAACCUUAAAAGAGUCAGCUUGUUUGCGAGCCAUCUUACAAGGAUAACCUGAACUUGGAAAGAAUCGAAUGUACCUUACACUUCUACCCUCUUCAUGAAUUGUCACUUGCCUCAAAGGUGUGUACUGUAAUCAUUGAGUGUGUGUGUGCGCGUGUGUCUGUCUGUGUGUAUGCCUGUAUAAUAGGGCCCAUGUAAGAGGGAGUGAGUUUGUUGCCUUCUUUGGGUGAAUAUCUCACCGCCCUGGACAUGAUGGGCCCAAGGCGGAAGUCUACCAAGACGCAGCUUGCCGGUGGGGGAGCUUCGGACCCGUACCGACUGGAGGAGCCUAAGGAUUACAUCAAUGAGCUCUCCCAUGAGGUUCUCUGCCACAUAUUCCGGUAUCUACCCAUGCAGGAUAUCAUGUGUAUGGAGUGCCUGUCUCGGAAGCUCCUGGAGGCAGUAACGCUCUACCUGCGGGUGGUGAAGAUGGUGGACCUGUGUGCCAGCCGCUGGUGGGAAUACAUGCCCUCAGCAGGAUUCACAGACUCCAGUUUCCUCAUGCUGCUGAAGAAGAUGCCCGACCUGGAGCAGCUGUACGGGCUGCACCCUCGUUACUUGGAGCGCCGCCGGGUCAGAGGCUAUGAGGCCUUCAGCAUCCCAGGAGUUCUGGAGGCUCUUCAGGCCUGCCCCAACCUGCUGGGAGUGGAGACCUCCCACCUGGAGCUGGUGGAGGCCAUCUGGAACUACAUGCCUCAGGUCCACAUCCUGGGGAAGUUCCGCAACCGCAAUGGAGCUUUCCCCAUUCCCCCUGAAAACAAGCUCACCAUCCCCAUCGCAGCCAAAAUCCAAACCCUGCAUCUGGUUGGGGUGAAUGUUCCAGAGAUCCCCUGUGUGUCCAUGCUGAGACACCUGUAUCUUAAAUGGGUUCGCCUCACCAAGCCCCAGCCUUUCAAAGACUUCCUGUGUGUCAGCCUGCGGACCUUUGUGAUGAGGAACUGUGCGGGCCCCACCAACUCCCUCAAAUACGUGCCCCUGGUGACAGGCCUGGCCUCGGCCCGCAACCUGGAGCAGCUGGAGCUGGUCAGAGUGCCCUUCCUCGGGGGACUCAUCCAGCAUGUGGUGGAGGACAGCUGGAGGUCAGGAGGAUUCCGCAAUUUGCACACUAUUGUAUUUGGUGCCUGUAAGAAUGCACUUGAAGUCGACCUGGGCUACCUCAUAAUUACUGCAGCACGCAGAUUACAUGAAGUUCGAAUCCAGCCUUCCCUAACCAAAGAUGGAGUGUUCUCUGCUCUAAAAAUGGCUGAACUGGAAUUUCCCCAGUUUGAGACGUUGCACCUGGGAUAUGUUGAUGAGUUCCUAUUGCAGUGUAAAAUGAGUCACUCUGAGCUGGUCAAGUAUGGCCUGGCUGACGUCAUUGAGAACCCAGGUAUAAUCACAGACAUCGGGAUGAAGGCGGUCAACGAGGUGUUCUCCUCCAUCAAGUACCUGGUCAUAUACAACUGCCCUCACCUCCACAACCCGCACAACUGGAUUACAGACCACUCGCGGUGGAGUCGCCUCGUGGAUUUGACUCUGGUGCGUUGCCAUGCCAUCAAGCUGGAGUCGUUCAGUCAGUUCAUUGAGCUUCUGCCCAGUCUGGAGUUCAUCUCCCUGGACCAGAUGUUCAGAGAGCCUCCCAAGGGCUGCGCUCGUGUUGGUCUGAGUGCUGGUACCGGGAUAGGGGUGUCCUCGGCCCUGGUCAGUAACCAGAACUCCAACAAUGACAACAACAACAACAACAACCACCAGAACAACAAUAACGAUGUAGCAAACAUCCCACCGCGUGACAAUGGGGAGGGCGGAGCUGUCAUGCCUCCACCACAACACAUGGCGGAAGACCUUCCUGAGGUGAAUGGGAUGGUUCAGGAGGAGAACAUUGAGGCGGAGGCACUGGUCCAGGCCUGGCCAGCUGAGGAGGAGCCUCCCGGUCCCAGUCAGCCCGCUGCCAACCCACGACCAGACAGCACAGACCAGGAGCAAGCAGGUCCAAGCGGUGUUCGGAGUGUGGUUAAGAAGCCUCCGGUGGUGAUGUGUGACUCCGAUAGUGAGGACGAGGAGGCUCCGGUCCGCCCCACCCAGGAACACCCCGCUUAUCCCCCAGGCCCCCCGCGGCACACAGAGCCGGCAGCGGGAACCGCGGAGGAGACAACCGCCACACACACCAGUAAAGGGAAGACACCCCUCCGUCGGCGAGGCCCGGCCCUCCCGGAGCCCAGCUGUGAGAAGGGCUGCCAGGUUACCAGCGAGCAGAUCAAGGCUGACAUGAAGGCCGCCACCGAGGUCCCCGACAAAGACCGGAGCUCCAAGGAGCCGUCCGGAGUGGCGGGCAGCGCGGGCUGCUCCACCGGGGGCUGUGUGUGCUCCAUCCGCUGGAGAGAGGACUCCGUCAACCAGGAGGAGCAGGGCGGGGUGGGGGGCGGGGGAGACGAGGGGACUGUCAGGACUCGCUGCACCUGCAGUAGGGCGCGCCCCGGCCCAGAGGGACGGACUGGAGGUGGGCCUGGCCACGCAGCCUCUGCAGGGGACAGGACGCCGGAGAGGAGGCGGGGUCUGAGGGAGGGGACCGCGGGCCAGGAGUCUGGGGAACGCGCUGAGGAGGACUCCGCCACGGCGAGGGACACUGCUCCGGGCCGCAGUGGUGAGAGGAUGUCAGACCAGAGGGAAGCCGACGGAGAGGAGCCCCAUCCCAGGGACACAAGAGAUGGUUUCCCCAGGCGACCAGUCACCCGCGCCCGCAGCAGGCUGUCCUCGGUCCCCCUGGUGUCUGAGUCAGAGCUGUCCAGGUCCAAGCCACGGGUCACGGUGAAGAGGAAACGCACUGCAGACAAGUCGACCAGCACCAGUGACCCGGUCACUGAGGACGAUCAUGUCCAGGUGCUCUCGCUGAAAUCCAAAAACCUGGUGGGAAUCACCCUGACUAACUGUGGCAUCACUGACUUGGUGCUGAAGGACUGCCCCAAGAUGAUGUUUGUCCACGCCACACGCUGCCGAGUGCUCAAGCACCUGAAGGUGGAGAGUGCCCCCAUAGUGAACCGUUUUGACUACGCUCAGUGCAAGAAGCUGGACAUGGAGCAGGUCCUGGAUCAGAUUCUCUGCAUGCCCCCCGAGAGGAAUCGCAUCAUCUACAUGAGGCCCAUGCAGCAGAUUGACUCUCUGGCCCUGGAGAGGAAGCUGUUCAGCGGGCCCUAUCCCUAUCACAUCGGCAUUAUCCACGAGUUCAGCAACCCCCCCAAUGUCCGCAACAAGGUCCGGGUACGAAGCUGGAUGGACACCAUCGCCAACAUCAGCCAGGAGCUCAUCAAGUACGAGUUCUUCCCAGAGGCCACACGAACGGAAGAGGAUGUCAAGAAGUAUCCCAACUACCCCUGGGGCCGUGACAUCUACACCUUGGAGGGGGUGGUUGAUGGAGCACCGUACUCUAUGAUCACAGACUUCCCGUGGCUACGGACCCUACGCACCGCUGAUCCCAACAGCUACGCCCGCUACGACUUUGAGGAUGAUGAGAGCACCACCAUCUACGCCCCUCGGAGGAAGGGCCAGCUGUCAGCAGACAUCUGCAUGGAGACCAUCGGCGAGGAGAUAUCGGAGCGGCGCCAGACCCGGCACGGUGUCUUCCAGCGCGUGGUGGUGGUCUUCAUCCACUACUGUGAUGUACAAGGCGAGCCUGUGGACGACGACUACAUCUAGUGCCUCCUGUUCUGUCCUGGGAGGGGGGGGGCUGGGGUUCGAGGCCCGGCGCUUCCCUGCCAGGCUCCCGACUGUGACUGUUGCUCCAGCCCACCCGGGGUUUGAACCAGUGCUCGACUGACUUUCCUGUGGAGCUCCAGGGAAGGGGGCGUCGGGGUGUCUGUCUCGAGUGGCCUUGUUUUUCUACUUGCUGUUGUUACAUGGGGGGCGGGGGGGGGUUCUCUUCUCUCAGCCAUCGUUUAGGAUUUCUCUUGGUGGGGAAAGGACAGCUCCUUGAUCUUAAAGGACCCAGUAGCCUGCCGUUCACGGCUGGUAGAUAUGGUUGGCUGACCUCCCGUAUGUGUUGAAGCCCCCAGGGAGGUGUGUAUGCUUGUGUUUUCGUGUGAAUCAGAGGUCUGCAUGGAGAGAAAGCAAUGUACCUGAGCCUGGUGGCGAAUUGACAAGUGCAGGGCUUCUCACUGAGAUCUUGUUUUUCUGAGAGGGUUUGAAAUCCCUUGUUUUUGUGUUUUAGAGAGAUUUCCACUGCCAUGGAGGAAUUGCAGUGUGGAGAUUUCCACUGCCAUGGCGGAAUUGCAGUGUUCCAGUGUGGUGUUCUCACCUCCUACCUCUGGUGACACAAGCUUUAGAGAAGCACCCUCAAGCUAGACUCUAGAAGUGCCCUUAGAUUUGUUUGUAAAGAAAAUGUUUGCUUUUUUUUAUUUUGAAUUGUUUAUUUUUUUGCUAAUUUAUUUGUGCUUUGUUUUAACUAGUAUUUCCCAUGUUUUAGUAUUUUUUUUCCGCCUCUGUCCCAGAGGUCUGUCAUUUAGGGGGAAGGUUGGUUUUGUGAGCGUUAUGAGUUUUGGUCUCUGUCUUGUCCUGUUUACUUGGUAAAAAGCUAGAGGUAAGGCCGUGGUGAAAACAGAAAAUACAUUUGUUAUGAAUUGACACCCCCCCCCCCGUCCUCUAAGCAACACCUGAAAGGAAAAAUUAGAAAAAAAUAUUUCAUUGUCAGCUAGUCUGUUUUCUAUAAGAUAAAUUAAGAAUGAACACCUAUUGAAGCCUCAUUUCUAGAGAUUAUAAGGACGACACUGGCUGUCUGCUUUGAAUAAAGGGCAUGGCUAGUUACAUUCCUAAAAUAAAGCAUGUCAGGGCCGUGCCAAACAAGGGGACUUCAAGAUGAAAGUACCAGUUUGUCAUCUGUAAUAAUAAUCAUGCUCCUUUGGGAAGCAAAAGCAAGAUUUGUUCAUUUAUUUGCAUUGCACUUGAGAACAACAUUGCAGGAAUGUACCAUCUGAUCUUGAGCUUUUUUCUUGGUCUCUGUUUUUGAAAAGACACUUCUUUUCUCCCUAGUCCCUUUCACACAGGCUGUUGGACAGGAUGUCAGGUGGUGUAUGCAAACAAACACUAAUUUUGUCUUAACUACGCACGCAAUGCUGAAUCUGCUAGCUGUGACAAAACAAAACCUGUGUUCCUGAACAGAACUUAGUGGAGGAAAUCCAUUUUGAAGGGUCCUUUAAGAGUCUGAUAGAGCCUUUAAAGUCAGAGAACCCCCUUCUUGCUGCUCUACCUUUUCCCCUGUCUGGGGGAACACCCACAUCUUCCAAAGCCAAGCUACUGAUGCUUGUGGAUUUAAUCUAGAAACAUGGUUAACACUGCAGAAAAAAAACCUGUGUACAAAAAAAGUAAUGUACAGAUAUGCUGUAUUUAAUGGUUCUUCCUUCCAAGAUUUGUUUUAUAUGUUUAUAGAAAAAAACCUGACUAUUUCACGUAAUAAAAAGGGAGAGCUGAAUCAA